AAUCCACAAGACAUUCAACCCUGAAUAUCAAAAUGGAAGCAGCACAAAAAGCGCUACAGGCGCUCUCAGAAGAAUAUCAAAAUCUUCAAGCAGAACUAGAAUCCAUCAUCCUAGCACGACAAAAGCUCGAAUCGCAACAACAAGAAAACCAAGCCGUGCAGCAAGAAUUCGCAUCCCUAGACGACGACUCCAAAAUCUACAAACUCGUCGGACCAGUCCUGCUAAAGCAGGAAAAGUCCGAAGCCGUCAUGGCUGUUGAUGGUCGAUUGGAAUUCAUCGAGAAGGAAAUAAAACGGAUAGAGACGCAGAUUCAGGAGAUUAAUAGUAAGAGUGAUAGGAAGAGGACCGAGAUUAUUCAAUUGCAAGCACAGAUUCAGCAACAAGCUGCUGCUGCUGGAGCUGUUUCUGCUUGAGUUGGUGAAUGAGAUAAAGAAGAUAGAAUAUGCCAUUGAGAGAAAAAUAUACAACGCAUUACUACGGGUCUUCUGUUACAUUGACUACCUAGGUAAUUGAGGAACUAUGAAUAACUCCUGAAAGGACCUCCAGAUCAGUUAUUUCGAAUCUUCAUUGCUGCUACAUGUAAGGUCUAUCGCAAGAUCUCAAACAGUCUAAGCAGAAAAGUAUGUAUAUACAUACAAGAACGGAAAGAGCCCGCAUGAAUUUAGCUAUUGCUGUCAGGGAGUAAUCGAGCGAGAAGAGAAUAAGAAUGAAAUAGGGAGUGCGGUGCAAUGCUAUCAACAAAGAGAUGGCAAAGGGGAUAGCUGGAGAAGUGGGUAUCUUUGAUAAGAAACUGGAAAAUCGAAAGGUCCCUGAAUGGUAUAUAUUCAGGGGCCUCCGGAGU
This is a messenger RNA of Talaromyces stipitatus ATCC 10500, 841 nucleotides long. RefSeq names its product prefoldin subunit 6, putative. The coding region runs from base 33 to 413 and encodes 126 amino acids. Gene Ontology annotation, molecular function: protein-folding chaperone binding. Gene Ontology annotation, cellular component: prefoldin complex; cytoplasm. The record is from RefSeq and is a predicted model, not a curated record. NCBI's taxonomy places the organism in Eukaryota, Fungi, Ascomycota, Eurotiomycetes, Eurotiales, Trichocomaceae. Gene Ontology annotation, biological process: protein folding; chaperone-mediated protein complex assembly. The transcript has 5 exons.